Alternaria rosae is the source of this 957-nucleotide messenger RNA. Its product is annotated as heterokaryon incompatibility protein-domain-containing protein. The annotation marks the transcript as partial. The transcript has 2 exons. Lineage: Eukaryota; Fungi; Ascomycota; Dothideomycetes; Pleosporales; Pleosporaceae. The record is from RefSeq and is a predicted model, not a curated record.
AUGCCGCCGUCGGGAGAUCCGUAUGUCGAUGUACCGCUCAAUCUCGGAAGAAAGAACAUUAGGCUGGUGACCAUAGAGCCCAGCCACGCGUCAGGGCCCAUGAAAUGCAUUCUGCAGAGCCACGCGCUGGACGAGUGUCCAGCAUACGUCGCUCUUUCAUACGCUUGGGGCACUAAACAGCAAUAUGACAAGAUCCGGAUCAAUGGCUCGUCUUUUCCAGUCGGUCGCAAUCUGUGGCACUUCCUCCACCAAAUGCGUACGCAGCAUCAGCACGUCUCCUUCUGGAUCGACGCCAUCAGUAUCGAUCAGGCGAACGUCUUCGAGCAGAAUCACCAAGUGCAGAUGAUGAGGGAGAUCUAUACACAAGCUUACUCCGUGUUCUGGACUGCACGCAAAGCAAAAGCUGUACUAGAGCUGUGUGAGAGGGGAUACUGGAGAAGAAUCUGGAUCGUGCAGGAAGUCUUACUGGCGAAGCACGUACAGAUCUUAUGCGGCGGCUACUGCGUAGGAUGGACCAAAUUACAGCAGCUAUUAGAAGAUUUCCAAGCUAUCUCGGAUAGAGGCCGAUCUCUUCACGUAGUCGGCGUACCAGCCGUUCUCGAGAGCUCAGCUGCGAUCAUUAUCAGGGCGAAAGCGCAAUGGAAUGGCGUGCCUCAACCGUUCACAUCACUACUCGAACAGUAUCGUAGACAACACUCGACCGAUGUCAGAGAUAAGGUGUACGCCCUCCAUGGACUGGCAAGCGAUAGCGGUAUGAUACCCAUCAACUACCGGAUCGAUCCAAAGCAACUCCUAACGCAGAUGAUCUGCCAUGUAUGCUCGCCACUAGCGCCUACGAUAGUAAUGGAGAUCGCGAGAUCAAGCACGGGUCUACUUGGUUUUGCAAAGUUGAUGCAAGAAUCACUUAAGGUCUUUUGCGAUCGGGAAGAGCUGGGUCGUCUUAUCGCAGUGGCUGAG